AUGAAUGACAUACGAAAGAAAUAUCUCCAAUUCCUGUAUCCAAAGUACUCCAAAUUCUUUGGAAUGAUAACAGCUUUGGAGGAUGAAAAGGUUAGAAAGCGGUUAAGAUCUCAAUUACUUGAAUGGCUUGAUACUCUUCCAGUUUAUGGAUUUAACAGUUCAUCAUAUGAUAUCAAUGUUAUAAAGAAAUACCUUCCACAAGUGUUGAUGAAAUAUAACAAGAAACACGGAAAUGUAUCAAAGAGUGAAAAGUUAUGGAUUCGUUCAAUUGAGGAAGAGUUGGGACGCAACAUUGAACAAAGCAAAAGAAUUGGACGAUACAAUGCUGAUGGGUAUGAUGGAGAGACAAACACAGUCUAUGAAUUCAAUGGAUGCUUCUUUCACGGCUGCCGAAAGUGUUAUCACCCGGAUGAUGUUAAUCCCCAUACAGGAGACAAAAUGAACGUGUUGUAUGAGAAGACGAUGAGAAAAGAGGCAAACUUGAAUCAGAUGGGAUACGAUGUUAAGCCAGGCGUGGAAGCGACAAAGAAGCUUUGCAAUUUCUUCCAGUCUUUGAAUCUCGAUAUGCACAAGGAUGGCAUUUCCAUUCCUGGACUUACUUUGAAAUAUCUUUGGAACACAAAAGACCACGAAUGUGGGCCAAGUAUCGUUUUUCAUCACUAUCACGAGAGGAACAAGACAAGAAUAAGAGGAGGCAAGCUUUGUCAGAAGAUUCUUGGAUAUGAUGCCAAUGCGUUGUAUCUCUGGGCCCUCAGUCAAGAUAUGCCUUGUGGUGAGCAUAAAAUGAUUGAGCCGUAUCCUGAUAUACUGGAAGAUGUUAUGAAUGGAUCGUUUUUUGGAGAGAUUGAAUGCGAUAUUGCUGUACCUGAGCAUGUAAAGGAACAUUUUGCAGAGAUGCCACCGAUAUUCAAAAAUACAGAGAUUCAAUACAAAGACCUCAGCAGUGACACAAAAGCACAGGUCAAACCAAAUUACAAGAGUAAGAAACUAAUUGGGAGUAUGUUUGGCAACAAGAUAAUAUUUCCUACUGAAUUACUGAAAUGGUAUCUUGAACACGGAUUGAUGGUAUCAAAUAUCACAUAUGCUGUCAAGUACGAACGCAAAGCACCAUUCAAGUCGUUUGCUCAACAAGUAUCUAAUGAAAGGAGAGCCGGAGAUACAAGUCCUGAUUAUAAACUACGUGGAGAAAUGAUGAAGCUGAUGGGAAAGUCUUCCUAUGGCAAAUGCAUCACAGAUUUCUUGAAACACGAGACAGUAAAGAUUGUUGGUCCUAAUAACUACAACAAAAAUGUCAGAAGGGUAAAAGAUUACAUUGGUCAUCAAGACCUUGUUGAUGGAUUUGAAUUUCGGUUCAAAAAGACGGCAUUCAAACAAAGCUUGCCCAUACAGAUUGGCUUCCAAGUGUACCAACUGGCAAAGUUACGAAUGCUGCAGUUUUACUACGACUUUGUGGAUUAUUACAUUGAUAGAAGUGACUUUCAGUAUUGUAUGAUGGACACGGAUUCGGCAUAUUUUGCCAUUUCUGGGAGUUCGUUACAAGACGUAGUGAAACCACAUCUAUUAGGCGAGUUCAAACAGAAAAGGCAAGUCUGGCUGGAAAGAGAUGAUACUCUAGAGAACAAGUUAUACGACAGUAGGACACCUGGGCUGUUCAAGUUGGAAUAUGAAGGAGAUUGCAUUAUAUCAUUGGCCAGUAAAAUGUACUAUUAUGACGAGAAAAAGUUUAGUUCAAAGGGAAUCAAUAAGGGCAAAAUGAAAUUACAAAAUACAAGUAUCUGA
Messenger RNA from Batrachochytrium dendrobatidis JAM81, 1779 nucleotides. RefSeq lists its product as uncharacterized. NCBI's taxonomy places the organism in Eukaryota, Fungi, Chytridiomycota, Chytridiomycetes, Rhizophydiales. The transcript is spliced from 3 exons. The record is from RefSeq and is a predicted model, not a curated record. The coding region runs from base 1 to 1779 and encodes 592 amino acids.